Messenger RNA from Setaria italica (foxtail millet), 1418 nucleotides. RefSeq names its product DNA-directed RNA polymerase III subunit rpc8. The transcript has 8 exons. Gene Ontology annotation, cellular component: RNA polymerase III complex. The record is from RefSeq and is a predicted model, not a curated record. Gene Ontology annotation, biological process: DNA-templated transcription; transcription initiation at RNA polymerase III promoter. Lineage: Eukaryota; Viridiplantae; Streptophyta; Magnoliopsida; Poales; Poaceae. Bases 252 to 917 code for a protein of 221 amino acids.
GUCAGCGUCCCCCGUAAAACCCUAUACCUCGCGCCGUCUCCGUCGCCGUCUCUUCCGCGCCGCCGUCGCCGGCUCGCCGCCUCCACGACGCGGGGGCCCGACUUGCGCUUGCUCCCCGUUGUUCCUCGCUGGGAGCAGCCCGCCGGGCCAGGGGCGCGCCGGCGCCGCCUCCAAUCCUCCAUUCGGCGCACCCAACUCCGGCGCCUUCCUCCUCGAUUGGCUCCGGUGGUCGGUGGUUCUUGGCGGGCAGGAUGUUCUCGCUGAGCCUAAUUGAGCACGACCUGCCGAUGCCGCCGCACCUGCUGAGCCGCCCCCUCCCCGACGCCAUCAAGGCUGAGCUCGAGAGGCUCUUCUUGGACAAGGUUAUCGCGAACCUUGGGCUGUGCGUGUCUGUCUAUGAUAUCCGAUCCCUUGAAGGAGGGUCCAUCCAUCCAGGAGAGGGCUGCUCGAUCUAUAAAGUUUCAUUUCGUCUGCUGAUGUUCAGGCCAUUUAAUGGGGAGGUUCUUGUUGGGAGAAUUAGUGGAUAUGAUGAUAAGGGGUUGCAGGUUUCACUUGAAUUCUUCAAUGACAUAUGCAUCCCUGGACAUUUGAUGCAGUUUGGCACAGUGAGGGGACCAGAUGGUAGAUGGAUGCUGCGGACUGAAGAUAAUGAUGAGCUAUAUCUAGAUCUAGAUGAUGAGAUAAGGUUCUUGGUAUCUGGCACAAAGUACCCGCCUAUCCCAAUUGAGCAAAAAGCAGAUGACCCACCAUUUUCCCCAAUGCAGAUUGUUAACAUAUAUUGGAGUGAAGCCCAUGUGGGCCUUAGCCCUUGGCCCACUAAGUUCUUUCAGUUUUCAAGAGAAACAUUAAUCUCAAUUCCCAAGUUGCCAACGCAUAGCACUCUGUGUUUACAUAUAGGAAGUGGAGAGGUCACAUAAAGCUUGUGAUUGAUGGCAAGGGAAGUAUUAAAGGAGAUGGUCUUGGUCUUCUUGCUUGGUGGGCAGCUGAUGAAGAGGAGGGGGAGGAGGUGGCAGAGCAAUAGCAUCGUGUUGCUUCAGGGAUAUCUCUGUGUAGUUUACAAACUCAGCCUACUAGCAUGUUAGGUAAUUGCAUCUAGUAGCAGAUACGGCAUUUUAGAAUCUAACCUGACUUAUAUGUUUUAUUGUUUUGAGCCAUUUCAUGUAAAAACUGCAUAUGAAAAGUAGGUCAGAUUCUUAGGGCAAAGCAUGCAUGUACUACCCAAUUCUGUGUCAGAUGUGUAAUCUGAUAAUGCGGGGAUCUCUCCCAAGAGCAGACCCGCAACAUGGAAGUUCACUUUUAACCAGUGUGCUUGGUGUUACCUCCAGCAAGCAGCUGGGUAAAAGAUAUGGGAGUGGUGAAAACAACACUUGAUGUAUAAUUUUCUGUGAAGUGUAAACUGGUGGACAAGUUGCUAUUUC